This is a messenger RNA of Aspergillus melleus, 789 nucleotides long. It is a transcript of the gene RPS9B, whose product is annotated as 40S ribosomal protein uS4. Bases 57 to 638 code for a protein of 193 amino acids. Gene Ontology annotation, biological process: positive regulation of translational fidelity; translation. Lineage: Eukaryota; Fungi; Ascomycota; Eurotiomycetes; Eurotiales; Aspergillaceae. The record is from RefSeq and is a predicted model, not a curated record. The transcript is spliced from 5 exons. Gene Ontology annotation, cellular component: cytosolic small ribosomal subunit. Gene Ontology annotation, molecular function: structural constituent of ribosome; rRNA binding.
GACUUGGUCAAGCUUAGUGUGUUCGACAACCUCGCGACAACGCCCAAUUUGCAGCCAUGGCCCCCGUCCCUCGCGUCUACUCCAAGACCUACAAGGUCCCCCGUCGUCCUUUCGAGUCGGCUCGUCUUGACUCGGAAUUGAAGAUUGUCGGCGAGUACGGCCUGCGCAACAAGCGUGAGGUGUGGCGUGUCCAGCUCACUCUGUCCAAGAUCCGUCGUGCUGCUCGUGAGCUGCUCACCCUCGACGAGAAGGACCCCAAGCGUCUUUUCGAAGGUAACGCUUUGAUUCGCCGUCUGGUCCGUAUCGGUGUGCUCGAUGAGUCCCGCAUGAAGCUCGAUUACGUCCUGGCCCUCCGUGUCGAGGACUUCUUGGAGCGUCGUCUGCAGACCUGUGUCUACAAGCUCGGCCUUGCCAAGUCCAUCCACCACGCCCGUGUCCUGAUCAAGCAGCGUCACAUCCGUGUUGGCAAGCAGAUCGUCAACGUGCCUUCCUACAUGGUCCGCCUGGACUCCCAGAAGCACAUCGACUUCGCUCUUACCUCCCCCUACGGCGGUGGCCGCCCUGGACGUGUCCAGCGCAAGAAGGCUGCUGCUGCUGCCGGUGGCGGUGACGGUGACGAGGAGGAGGAGGAAGAGUAAAUUCUUUAAAUAUGGAGUAAGGACGGGUUUCGCUAUGGAACACAAAAUUUUGGGGGCUUCCUUGUGACUGCAGCAUAGCGUAUCAUGUUGUACGAUCAUGCCAUUCAAUGAAUCAAAAAUUGGCCUUACGGCUGCAUUCCGAAACCCGAAC